Messenger RNA from Emys orbicularis (European pond turtle), 1577 nucleotides. It is a transcript of the gene CERK, whose product is annotated as ceramide kinase. The record is from RefSeq and is a predicted model, not a curated record. Gene Ontology annotation, molecular function: ceramide kinase activity. Gene Ontology annotation, biological process: ceramide metabolic process; phosphorylation. NCBI's taxonomy places the organism in Eukaryota, Metazoa, Chordata, Testudines, Emydidae. The coding region runs from base 83 to 1492 and encodes 469 amino acids. The transcript has 12 exons.
UUUUGUGCCCGCCUCUGAGAUUAUUGCUGUAGAAGAAACUGAAAUUGACGAGAAGCAAUGUAGUAGUGGAAAAUGGCAAAAAAUGGCAAAGCCGCAUGCUUUCACAGUAUAUUACGUGAAAAGAGCACAAAAACACCGCUGGCGGUGCAGCGAAGUAACAUUUUGGUGCGUUGAUGAGCAACUGUGUAACCAGUGGAUACAGGCACUUAAAGAAUUACUUGAGUUACAGAAAUCUAGACCAAAGCAACUGCUUGUAUAUAUUAAUCCAUAUGGAGGAAAACAGCAAGGGAAGAGGAUCUAUGAACAAAAAGUGGCUCCAUUGUUUAGUCUAGCUUCCAUCUCCACUGAUGUUAUUAUAACUGAACAUGCUAACCAUGCUAAGGAUAACUUAUUUGAAGUUAAUAUAUACAAGUAUGAUGGUAUUGUUUGUGUUGGUGGGGACGGAAUGUUCAGUGAAGUGAUGCAUGGUCUAAUUGGAAGAAUACAGAAGGAUUCUGGCAUAGAUCAAAAUAAUCCCAAAGCACCGUUAGUCCAGUGCAAUAUAAGGAUUGGCAUAAUCCCUGCUGGUUCAACAGACUGCAUAUGCUAUGCAACAGUUGGUGUCACUGAUCCAGUAACAUCAGCACUACAUAUUAUUGUAGGUGAUUCUCAGCCUCUGGAUGUCUCCUCCAUACAUCAUAACAACACAUUUCUUAAGUACUCUGUGUCACUAUUGGGUUAUGGUUUUUAUGGCGAUAUACUAAAAGACAGUGAAAAGAAGCGGUGGAUGGGUACGAUCAGAUAUGACUUUUCAGGUUUCAAGACGUUUCUCUCUCAUCAUUACUAUGAGGGAACAGUUUCCUUUCUACCAGCAAAACACACACUGAGAUCUCCAAGAGAUAAGAAAAGAUGCAGAACAGGGUGCUAUAUUUGCAGGCAAAGUAAGCAACAACUGGAGGAGCCACAGAAAAAUUAUGGAUUAGAACAUAAUGAGGAUGAAGGAGGUGAAGAUUGGAAGGUUAUUAAAGGAAAGUUUCUGGCCAUCAAUGCAGUCAAUAUGAGCUGUGCCUGUCCACGGAGUCCUAAAGGCCUUUCUCCAGCAGCUCACUUGGCAGAUGGCUCUAUUGACCUAAUUCUAGUUCGCAAAUGCUCCAGAUUCAAUUUUCUAAGGUAUCUCAUCAGGCAUACAAACCAAGAUGAUCAGUUUGACUUCACGUUUGUAGAGGUUUAUCGGGUAAAGAAGUUUCAAUUUACAUCAAAGCAUUUAGAAGACAGUGACAAUGAUGUCAAGGAUGUAGGAAAGAAACGUUUUGGCCAGUUCUGCAGAGACCAUCCAGCUUGUUGCUGCAAUCUUAGUAACAGCAUCUGGAACUGUGAUGGAGAAACUUUGGAUAGCUCCACAAUUGAAGUUAGGGUUCACUGUCAGUUAAUGAAACUCUUUGCAAGAGGAAUAGAGGAGAAUUCUAACGAUGAAGCUAUUUACAACCAGAGUACAGUUGAGCAAUUACUAUAGAUAUCCUUCCACGCUGUUUAAAAAAAAAGUUAAAGAAAAUUACUUGAGUAAAUAUGAAUUUCAUUCAAGUUAAUAAAUAUUUUAA